Messenger RNA from Caenorhabditis remanei, 1197 nucleotides. RefSeq lists its product as uncharacterized. Gene Ontology annotation, molecular function: protein binding. The transcript has 5 exons. NCBI's taxonomy places the organism in Eukaryota, Metazoa, Nematoda, Chromadorea, Rhabditida, Rhabditidae. The record is from RefSeq and is a predicted model, not a curated record. Bases 1 to 1197 code for a protein of 398 amino acids.
AUGCUUAGCACACUUGCUUUGAAGUAUUGCCAUCAGAUUCUGUUUGAUCCGAAAUUCUUGAUAAGAAAAGAAUUCAAGUUUAAAAAACUACCAAUUAUUGUCAGAAUGUUGAUAAUACAACUAAUGGAUCCAGCUGAACGAUUUGCAUUGAGUCUCACUUCGAAACGGAUGAAAGCCGAUGUGAAAUUAAUCAAAAAACAAUAUUAUUACCCUGAAAUAGUUUUCCAUGAAAGCGAUUCGUUUAUAACACUGUGGGGAGUGACAGGUUUUGAAAUAUGCUGUAACGAGCAAGGGUAUAAGUACAAAGGAGAAGGAGGAUAUUACUGGCUACAGUACAAAAAAAGGACGCCAAUUCUAAACACAGCUCUAGCUAUCAUCAGGCUUUCUCAUGUUAUCAAUAUCAAGGGUGUCGGAAUUCAACUCACAAAAGUAACUCCAAGUUUAGUUAUUCUCGAAAAGAUAUUCUCGAACAACACGUUCAAAACAGCUUGGAACAAAAUCACAUUGGAUGGAUGUGUAUUCAAUGCAGAGAUCGUAACCUUCUUUUUGAAUAUGGCGGAUCGUCGUAAAGAAUUUCAAAUUUUCAAUUCUGAUAUGCCAUUGGAUUUCAAGCAUGAGAAUGUCUUCAAAUUUCGAACCAAUGAUUACGAUGAUGCUCGAUGGGUCACUUUGAGUGACAUGCUGAACAUCAGAGGUGUGGAAAAUGUGACAUUGGGCAAAACUAAACUCACUUCGGAAGAAGUGAGACACUUCAUUGACAUUUGGAUCAAUUGUCCAGAUGAUAUGUUCUUAUGGAUGAAGAUCAGAGCGAUGGAAAUUAUUCAGUUGGAAGGACUUUUCAACGAAUUGGUUGUGUUGGAGGUUGACGAGAAUCCUCCUAACAGUGGAUACUUCACACUUGCCAAGUCCACUUCGCGAGCCCACAAGCUAUUGUUUAUUGACUAUACAUUAAAUGCUGUGGUACUGUCUGCAUGGAAACCUUAUGAUAAUGCUGUCAGAUAUGGAAAUAUCGAGGAAAAAUUCAAAAACGUUUAUGAGAUCAUGGAACUGUUGGAGAAGAAGAAAACAUUGGAAAAGGAAUUCGAGGAGACAAGAGAUGUUACGAAACAGAGAGAAUACAGGGAUCAAAUCCAGAAAUUGGAAAGAAAGAUUCAUAAGUUGGGAGUGGUUUAUCGAGAUGGAAGAGCUACUAUUUGA